UCACUCUUCAACGGCUGGAGGAUAUGCAAAAGCUAGCAGAAGAGAAACUAAGGCAACAACAAAUCAACACUUCCACUAGUGAAUCUAUUCAACAGUGAUAUUACCUCACAUCAUUGUACCUUUCACUUACAGUUCAAAUCUGCAACCAUGUCACUAGGGCCACUUUUAACAGAUGUGGUAGUCACCUUUUGUCUUGCCGCUCUACUACUUUAUCACUAUGGCAAUUGUAUGCGGCACCACAUUGUUGUGACUAUUGCUGUUCUCAUUGCUUGGUACUUUUCAUUUUUGAUUGUAUUUGUUCUUCCCCUUGAUGUGUCCUCGACAGUGUAUCGUCAGUGCAUUGGAGAAAAUGGAACUGUUGUUAAUCAAACAGAACUUGAGUGCAAGGAACCAUGGAGUCACGUUCCUGACAAUGUGUUUCCCAACUUAUGGCGGGUUGUAUACUGGACUUCUCAGUGUCUUACAUGGCUCAUCAUGCCAGUAAUGCAGUCUUACAGCCGGGCUGGAGAGUUCACAUGGAAGGGCAAAAUAAAGUCUGCUAUCAUAGACAACACUAUUUAUUAUGGUACUUACCUUUUUAUCUGUGGUAUACUUUUAAUAUACCUUGCGCUUCAGCCUUCUGUUGAUCUUGAUGGACAAAAACUUAAAGCCAUUGCAGCUUCAGCCUCAAAUACCUGGGGCCUCUUUCUCCUUGUGCUUUUAUUGGGUUAUGCUCUGGUAGAAGUUCCUCGAAGUUUGUGGAAUGCUUCUAAAAAGGGUUAUUCCCUUCACUAUGCCUACUUCCAUGCAGCAAAACUCAGUUGUGAUAAGUGUGAAGCACAGGAUGCCGUUGAUGAUGUAUUGGAGACCCUGAAGGCUCUCAGUGUAGCUGUACGUCAAAAUCAUCCCCAGUUCCAAAAUGUAGAAACAAUUUUACAAAAAGUUCCUAUAGAAAUGAGAGAAAGGAUGAAUAGAAGACCUGCUGCAGAUGAUUCGACCCUUGAGCCUCCAACUGAAAAGUCCUUGGUCAGGUUGCAUAAGCAGGUUAUCAAAGCUCUUCAAACGCAGCACCGAACAGAGACACAGUGGGAUAUGCUGGUGAAAAAAAUAUUUUUGCUGGAAGAUGUUGCUAAAAACCAAGUAAGUCAUGACCAUCGGUUCAAAUGGUCGUUUCCUCCACAAAGGUCACCAAUACUGCAAGCAGUUUUCUCACCCACUGUUGAGUGGUACUGGCGAUGUGUACUGCACAGCUAUGUUCUCAAAUUUAUGGCUGUGAUUUGUGCAAUUCUCUCAUUAUUUGUUGUGUGGUCAGAAGUCACAUUUUUCAACAAGGAACCUGUUCUGACUCUUUUUGCGAAUUUCCUGAAUCUUGCUAAAGUUAAUUAUGACUACUUUACCAUAGAAGUUUUGUCUACCUUAAUAAUAGCUUACUUAUGCUUUUGUGCAUAUUCUACAGUACUCAAAAUUCGUGUUCUAAAUCACUAUUAUAUUGCUCCUCAUCAUCAAACUGAUGAAUUCAGUUUAAUAUUUUCUGGAAUGAUGCUUUGCCGUUUAACUCCACCAAUGUGUCUAAAUUUCUUGGGUCUCAUUCAUAUGGACAGUCAUAUUAUUAAAAAACGUAUUUUAGAAACACAUUACACCCAGGUAAUGGGUCAUAUGAAUGUCAUUGCCAUCAUAUCUGAUGGAUUUAAUAUCUAUUUUCCUAUGCUGAUGCUUGCUGUUUGCCUAGCCACAUAUUUCAGUUUGGGAAGUAGAGUUUUAUCAAUGCUUGGCUUCCAGCAAUUUGUGGGUGAUGAUGAACUGACAGGGGAACUUGUGGAUGAAGGGAGAGAAUUAAUCAAAAGAGAGAGGAGAAGACUUGAACGGAAUGAAGAGUCUCAAAAUAGAAGGAGAGAGUUCAGAGAGAGAUUUGGAACAAAUUCAGCUUCUCGUUAUCGACCAACAUCAAGGAGCACCGAUCCAGAACAUGAAAAUCCAGUUGUUCGUCAGAAUUCUACCGAAUCAGUUAGAGCUGGCUUGCUUGAGUCUUCAGAGUAUUAUGUAGCAACAGAAGAAGAGGAACCUUUGUCACAACAUCAAAGUGGGAAGCAUCUAACAUAUCCCCCUAGAGGACUUUUUGAUGACGUGUGAUGAGGAUUUAUUGAGUAGUCAUUUCUAUAAUUUCUGUGAUUUUGUUUUGUUCUUCUUGAUUUUUUAUUAUAAUUAUUUAAAAACAAACAACUGUUAGCAGAAACUUUGUUUGGUUUAUCUGCACAAUUUCAUUGCCAUACAUUUUUCUGAUAAGAGUACUGUAAUUCAACUUAUGAGAUUAGGAAACAUCAUGUAAAUGUCGUUUCUCAAACACAUAAAAUAUCUCUGCAUUUAUAUUUAUAGCAACAAAUUGUCGGGUAAUGUGCAAUUGUUUCUGAUUAUCUUUUUCUCUCCCUGAGGAUCAAGCAUUAUUGAUUUGGUUGGGUAAAAAGUACCGGUAUGUUUAACAUUGUAUACUUAUGGGAUGCAUUUUCAUUCAAACAGAAUUGUAUGACAGGCAGGCUAUGUGAACAUCUGAUUGCUAUUUCAAACGGCUAACAUAAAAAGAAAUAGCCUAUGCCAUUUUUUGGUAAUUUUCCAGAGCCUUUCUCAUAAAAAUUCCCGUUGAUUUUUUAGUGCUAUGACAUCAGUUUGUAAAGUGCCAGUUGCGAGACGAGGUACUCUAAUUUAAUUAAUGAGUGUGAUGAAACUAUUUUGACAAUGUUUACUUGCUGUUCAAUUAUUAGGGUUGGUGCGGGGAAGAACCAAACUCCUCAGGGGUGAGAAAAAAUUGAAUGCCCCAUUUUUCGACUGGAUUUUAUCAUUUAGAGACUUUCUAAUAUCAGUACGCGUUCGUGUGGGGUACCAAAAAGUAGUAGGGAGUAUUCCCUAGUAUCCAAAUGCGACAAUUCAGUCUAAAAUAGGGGUGUGAGAUUUUUCCUCGCUCCUGCAGGGUUUAAUUCUUUCCCGCACUGACCCUGUAUAUUCAAUGAUUUUUAUGUAAACAGUGGUACUAACCGUAGCCAUAAGUAAGACAGUAUGAGUUCAAUUGUGUUUAGGUAUUACAGAUCUGGAUAGUUUUUUUAAUGGACAGUGAAUGACUGAGCUGUUGUAUGUUUGUGUUACGUUAUUGUGUAAAUGUUAUGCAAACAACUUAAACCUUUAAUUACAGUUUCUGGCAAUGUUACUUUAAAGGUAAUUUAUUCAGGGAAAAAGUAAAGUUAAGGUUUACUGGUGCUAUAUUGUGUUAUGCUUAUUGAAAACCAACUAAGCAAACUGUCUUUAAAAUAUUAAUAAUAAUACCUUAUUGGGUUUGCGUGUGUAUGUAUAUUUGAGUGUGCUUGUUUUAUUGUAUGUGUUGUCUAGUAGAAAGAUUCUGUGUGAUCUAUAAUGGUGAAAACAUCCUCGUAAAAUGAACUUUCAAAGUUCAUGAAUUCAUCAAGAGUCAUUUAGAGUGUAGCUUUAAUAUAUAGUCCAAUGAACAUACAGUGCGAAAGGAAGAGCACUUUCUAUUCCAUGUUAUUUAGCCUUGUAGCUCGGUUUGACUUUGAAAUAAAAAUUCAACAUUCCUGUGAAA
Thrips palmi is the source of this 3565-nucleotide messenger RNA. RefSeq names its product LMBR1 domain-containing protein 2 homolog. Gene Ontology annotation, cellular component: membrane. NCBI's taxonomy places the organism in Eukaryota, Metazoa, Arthropoda, Insecta, Thysanoptera, Thripidae. The transcript is spliced from 10 exons. The coding region runs from base 148 to 2109 and encodes 653 amino acids. The record is from RefSeq and is a predicted model, not a curated record.